Calliphora vicina (urban bluebottle blowfly) is the source of this 2328-nucleotide messenger RNA. It is a transcript of the gene stai, whose product is annotated as stathmin. The transcript has 6 exons. Gene Ontology annotation, biological process: neuron projection development; regulation of microtubule polymerization or depolymerization; microtubule depolymerization. Bases 412 to 1173 code for a protein of 253 amino acids. NCBI's taxonomy places the organism in Eukaryota, Metazoa, Arthropoda, Insecta, Diptera, Calliphoridae. The record is from RefSeq and is a predicted model, not a curated record. Gene Ontology annotation, cellular component: neuron projection; cytoplasm. Gene Ontology annotation, molecular function: tubulin binding.
UACAAUAAUAAUAUACAAGAAUCUUUUUUAAAAAAAUUUUCUUAAAACCCAAAAUAAUCUCUUAUAGAAAGUGUAGUUUUGAAACCAGACACCGCCCUUAAAGAUUAUUAAGCAUAAAUAACAAAAUAUUACCAAAUAAAAAUAAACAAGAUUCCAAAUUCCCAAUAAAACAAAUCCUUAUAAGAAAAACAUAUCGCCUACUCUACAAUCCUAGUGUUUUUAUAAGAAAUUUCAACUUAAUCUUUAUCUAAAAAGUUUAAGUGUGUUCCAGCGUGUUUAUAUUUACCUAAAAUCUAGUAAAGCAAAGUGUUUGCAGCUGAAGCAGUGUAAACCAGAAUAUAAUAUAACAUCACCACUGUUUGAAUACCUAAAUUGGAAACACACGUUUUAAAUCAAUAAAUUUUAGUCAUCAUGUUGAUUGGAUUAGUACGCGAUUCUGUUAUGCAGUGCUUCUGCCAUACAUGCCGGGCUCCCAUUUUGCCAGCUGUAUCAAGGAGACAGGCACCAAUUAAGAAAUCCAAUAAAAUACGUUCAAAACAACCAAGGUUAUCGAAGAAAGUCAAAUUUAUAACCACUGAAAUCCGUUGCCAGGAAAAAUCCCGUGGCGGUUUGAGUUAUGAAGUGAUUUUGGCUGAGCCAGCUCCUAAUGUAGCCGUACCCAAAAAACCAGUUACACCCGGCAAAAAUGUAUCAGCCGAAGAAAUUGAGCAAAAAUUAAAGGCCGCCGAAGAAAGACGUAUUUCUUUGGAACAAAAGAAAAUGGCUGAUUUGUCUUAUAAAUUGGCUAAAAUUGAGGAAGCCACACGCAAAAAAGAUGAAAUUACCAAUGAAUUCAUUAAUCAAACCAAGGAACAAUUGGAAUCGAAAAUGGAACAACAUGUUGAGAAACGUGAAGCUAUUAUUAGUGAUUUGAAAGAAAAAUUGAAGAUUCACUCUCAAGAAAUCGAAAAAACUCGAGAACAAUUGGAACAACAAAAAUACAUUGAAAAGAUUGCUAUUGAGGAGAAAUUAAAAUCUGCUCAAACUUUGCGCGAUGAAAACAUCAAGAAAAUGUUGGAACGUCUAAAGGAACAUGAACGUCGUGCUGAAUUGGUACGUCAAAACAAGGCUGCUGCCCAGCCCCAACAAUUGAGCGAAGACAACAUGUCAACAGCCAUUGCCUCAUCCGGCUAGAAGAUGUGCUAAACACCUGCACCCAACAACAACAACAGAAGAAACAGCAUAGAAGAUGAAAAAUUUACGAUUAUUUAAAAAAAUGAAAAAACAGCACUACGAAACUGCUUCAAAAUAAACAAGAAAAAAAUAAUAAUUAAUAAAAAAAAAAUUAGAGAUCUUUUUUGAAAACUCGAGAGUUUUUCAUAAAAUAAAACACACAAAUCAUUUAACUGCUAAAGAACAAAACAAAAAAACCGUUUAAUUAAAGUUUAAAAACAAAAAAUAAACUAUAUACUCAACAAAUUUAAAAGAAAAAAAAGCAACAUGGAAAAGCAUAUAAUCCCCCUCUCUCUCUAUCUCUCUCUAACUACUAAUUAUAACAAAACAAAAAAAAAAUUAAUUAUAUUUUUCAUUAACAACAAUUAUUAUAUAAAAGAAAGAAAGGAAAACAAAAAAAAAUAACUCAUUAACUACAAAAAAAAGCUGAUAUUAAUAAUAAUAUACAAAAAAAAACUAACACUAACAACUGGAAGACAACACCUUAAACAAAAAAGAAUUUGUUUUGCAAAUAUUUUUUUAUUAAAAGGUGAAAUAAUUUUAGCACACUUUCUUUUUCGAUUUAUUGAGAAUAAAAAUGAAUUGAGCAAAAACGACUUGAUUAAAUUAAACAACAACGGCACACAAUAUUAGUUAAAAGUAUGUAUUGCGGGCUAAAAUAAUGAGUAGCUUUGUUUACAAAAAUAUUGUUCAACAAAUUAACAGGGCGACUCAUAAUUAAGGCUCUUUAUUAGAAAAAAAAAAACACAGUCGUUAUUUUAACAUUUUUCGUUUCAAAUCAUUUUCUUUUUUUUUUAAAUACAUACCCAUAAUUACUAAAUAAACGUGAAUUUUUUUUAAGUAUUAUUAUAACACUUUUAUUUUAAAUGUAUUAACUUUAACAUCCAAGUCUUUUUCAAAAAUGACCUGUUUGCUUUAUAUUUCAUGUAUAAUUUUUACUAACAAUUUAUUAUUUUUAAUUUUAAGAAAUUUUUGCAUUGAUUUUACACAUACAACAUAUAUUCUUUUAAUUAUUUUUUUUAAUAUAAAUUUUGUGUAAGUUCUUUUUAAUAAAAAAAAAUAUAAAUAAAAUGCUUCAAAAAAAAAAUCAAUAAAAACAUUAUUUAAACAAAACAA